GUUAUAGCAAAAUAUAAAUCAAGAUCUGGCCGAGUGAUAAUCAAAUGAACUUGCGUUUUUGUGUUGAUAAAAUAUUAUAUAUAUUUAUAUAUUUAUAAAGUAGAUAAAUAAUUAAAAUUAUUUGCUGACUGAUAAAUUAAAAUUUAUUAUUAUUAUAUUUUAUAUAAAUAAGUAUAUAAUAUAUUUUAAUACCUCAAUCGUUGAAGAUUAAUAAAAUGUCAGGAACAAAUAAUUCAUCAACUCACAUGGAGAAAGAUUUAGAUCUAAGUAAUGUUGGACGAGGAGUCUGGUUGGUCAAGGUACCUAAAUAUAUUGCUAAUAAAUGGGAAAAAGCACCGGGGAAUAUUGAAGUUGGUAAACUAAAAAUAACCAAAGUGCCUGGAGAAAAAGCUGAGGUGACACUUGGACUGUCAGAAACUGUCUUAGCAUUGAAGGAUCCUGGUGAAGAAGAUAUUCCAAAGCAGCACAAGCUAGAUGUUAGUCAAGUCAAACAUCAGAUGCUUGGUGUUUUUUCUCAUAUAUCACCUUGCAAUAAUUCAGAUGCAGUUGUACCUGAAGGAGAUAAAUUGUGUAUGGAAGGUAAAAUUGUACAGAAAUUAGAAUGUCGUCCUUAUGCUGACAACUGUUACAUGAAGUUAAAGUUAUCGAGUAUUAAAAAAGCCGCUGUUCCCGUUAGAGCUAUUCAGCAGUUAUCUAAAGUUGUACAUAAUUUCAAACCAGUAUCUGAUCAUAAACAUAAUAUUGAAUAUGCAGAAAAGAAAAAGGCUGAAGGUAAAAAAAUGCGUGAUGACAAAGAUGCUGUGCUGGAUAUGUUAUUUGCAGCAUUUGAAAAACAUCAGUAUUAUAAUAUCAAAGAUUUAGUCAAAAUAACUCGUCAACCAGUCGUGUACUUAAAAGAAAUUCUAAGUGAAGUUUGUAGUUACAAUAUUAAAAAUCCACAUCGCAAUAUGUGGGAAUUGAAACCGGAGUAUCGUCAUUACAAAGCUGAAGAAAAACCAGCAGCUGAUGCUACUGCUGGGAAAGAUGAGUCUGAGGAUUCGAGUUAAAAUUUAAUAAAUAAUUAAAUAAAUAAAUGAAUUUACGACCCUUGGAUAAUUAUCAAAAUAGAUGCCGAGUUAACGGGAAUGAAAUUGCAACUUCCGGUCACUUCAAUUUUGUUAACAGCAAAAUC
Messenger RNA from Microplitis demolitor, 1171 nucleotides. It is a transcript of the gene TfIIFbeta, whose product is annotated as general transcription factor IIF subunit 2. The transcript is spliced from 6 exons. Bases 216 to 1046 code for a protein of 276 amino acids. The record is from RefSeq and is a predicted model, not a curated record. Gene Ontology annotation, cellular component: transcription factor TFIIF complex. NCBI's taxonomy places the organism in Eukaryota, Metazoa, Arthropoda, Insecta, Hymenoptera, Braconidae. Gene Ontology annotation, biological process: transcription initiation at RNA polymerase II promoter; transcription by RNA polymerase II.